AUGGCGGGAGACCGGGCCGGGAGGAGCCCCCCCUUGGAUCCUAGUCUCCCUAGAUGGAUGUGUCAUAACUGCCGCAACUCAUUGUGCGUCGUCGGAGUUGAGUCCUUUGCCGACAAAUUCUUCGGCGAUGCCUCCCGCUCUGGUUAGGGCUUUUCCUCUAAUCACCAUUUUUCUCAAGCAUGCCGUGCUGUUCUUCGUGUCAGGUUUAUCCCAGUGAAUCUCCUUCCUACCGCUCUUUUGUUCCUUCUGUACCUCUGUACAUUCCGAUUUCCUCCGGGUUAUUUUUCUUCGUCCGGAAGCAUCUGAUCGCGCGGAAAUUAUCGAUAUCGUCCCUGUGGGCGUGACCUAUAUUAUGAUUUUACGUGUUUAACUGCUCAGUUUUUUCUUUCAUAUUCGAAUGCUGAUAUCUGGCCUCUUGUCCUGCGAAGAUACUUUUUUUUUCUUUAUGGCCUUAUUUCCUCGAAGACAAUUUCUGUUCACCUUCUUACGAACUUAUCUCCGUCGGGCAGGGAUGCAGGCGUCCUCAGUUCAGGGCAGUGUAUUGGGCUCUAGUCGGAUGGACCAUUCAUUUGUUGUGUUGCCCAAGCAGAAAACCCAAGGUCCUGGAGUUCCUCCUCGCCCUCGUAUUGGGAACCAGCAAUCCGAGGGUAACCAGCCAGGUAGGAUGAUGGAAGAAUCUUUUGUUUUGGUUCCACAUGCCGCGGCAUCCAUGUACAAGAACGAGUCUGUGGCUGAGGGAGGCAGCAUGCAUUCAUUGGCACAUGAAGAGAGCCCGAGCAGUCCCUUCCAGUCAAAUAACACGGGCUUCCAUUCAAGUAUAACCAUCUUGAAGCGCGCAUUUGAUAUCGCCACAUCCCAAAUGCAGGUAUCAUAGUGGUUUUCUAGAUCAAACAGCUUGACUAUUUCGAUCGCAGCAUAACAAUUUUCCCCACAUUUUCUCUCUUUCUUAUUCGGGCACUUAGUCUACAGAAAAUGCUAAAGAUUCCAGUGAAGCCUACAAGAUGUUCUUUUUUGCUUAUUUUCUCUACUUCUAUCUGGACAACCUGCAAUGGUGCAUAUUUAAAUCAUACCUGUUCACUAAUGUCUGUUACAACAAGUAUUGGUCUGGUUUAUUAUCUUUCAUGUCUUGGAACGUGAAUAUCUUAUGCCUCUUGACAUGAGAUCUUCCAGCUUUGUUCAUUUAGGGGUAAGCCAUCAACAAAGUCUAGCGUGAAUUCAUUGUUUUGAUAAAAAAUGUACUUUCUGUUUAGGUCGAGCAACCUCUUUGUCUAGAGUGCAUGAAAGUGUUGUCAGAUAAACUUGACAAAGAGGUUGAAGAUGUGAACAGGGACAUUAAAGCAUACGAAGCUUGUCUACAACGCUCUGAGGAGGAAUCCUACAAUGUUCUCAGUGAUACUGAUUUUUCUCGUGAGAAAAAGAAGGUAUUACUUUUGUGGUUUGAUUUUUACUAAAUUAUUUCUUUAGCACCUAAUUAUUUUUCAUGUAGUUCCGUGAAUAUUUUUCAGUUACUUGAUGUCGUCAUAAAAAAAAACUUUGCAACUUUAGUUUUCCAUCUAUAUUUUAGAUUAGCCACCUGAUUGCUCUGAUGAAGGCAUUAUGAGUUUCUAGACAUUUUAGUACGAGAAAAGUUAGCGUAAUUUUUUUCCUUAAUGAAAAAUGUAGUUUUUUGCCCGAAAGAAAAUGUCCAUUUUAUGUAAAAUUUAACGACGGCCAUGGAGCAAAAUUAGUACAUUACCGUUGAAUAGAAUCGUUGUGAUCUGUAGUUCAUCAUUUCCUCCGCAUUCAGUUUCACUGGGGGACCAUUUACCAUGGGGAAUCAGUAUAAUUGUUUCCUUAGAAGGAGGUUACGUCUACUAAUAAACGGAACAACUUUCUGCAGCAUAUCAUUUUAUGGUUUCAUUUUUUGCAUUGAUUUUAUUGUACAUUUGAUGGAGGUUUGGUGGUAUCCCCGUUAGGAUGUUCCUUGAUAAUGGUUUAACAUGGCUCCUGUUGAAGGUGGCAAAGGAUCAGUGUUAACUCUUGCUUUUGAAGACAAAAUUGGUGUUUAUAUGCUUUGUAACUAGCUUCCAAGGCCUAGGAAGAGAGACCAGUAGGCUUAGACAAUGUUUGACCUCCUCGCACAUUCAGCAUGAUGAAACUGAUUCAGUGUUCUCUGAAAUAGUACUGCAUCAUCUAAUGUUUCGGAAGCAAGUAUUCACAUAGCACCCUAGUAGAUGAUACGUCUACAGUGUCGUUAGGUGGUCAGACCGCUUCUUCUACAGUUACAUUUUGCUGAUGUAUGUUUUAUACCAUUAUCCAAAAAGUGCACAAUAUAUAGAAUUUCCUGAGAUUGAUUUUUUAUUUAAUGUUGGAAUAAGGAGUGAACAAUGUCUGAGGCCUUGAUGUGUCUGAUGAUAAGAGCGAAAAGAGCACAUACGAUCUCUUUUUCCCGGACAGGAAAAUGGUGUCAGGGUUUUCUUCCUUAAGUUUCUUUCUAUGCGUCCUGAGUAUUCUUGCGUGCGCUUGAUUGAAGGCUGUGACUUUCGUUGUGAUGUUAAUAUGCUUGUGCUCUAUCUACCAUAUUUUCCUUAAUACUAGGUAAUUUUAUCUUAUUUAAAAAUUUAAAUAAAAAUUCCUCAUAUCGGUGGAAAACCUCUGUAUUCCUCGUGCUUGUAUCAGCAAUCAGAAAAGGAAAAAGUGCUCUAAUCGAGUGAAAAGUAGUUCUCUUAAUCAAGAUAUUCAUGGCAUGAUGUCAGAGGUUUGAUUUUUUUUUCUGUUUUUUUUAUUGUUGUGCUUGUUAAGAUUGAGGAAGAAGAAAAGAGACUUUUGGCUAGCAUUCAAGAAGUUGAAAGACAGUGUGCAGAAAUUGAUGCUGAAGUGAAGGAAUUGGACACGAAAUCAAAGAAUUUCAAAGAAUUGGAGGAAAGGUUAGUGCUGAAAAGACUUAUAUCUUUUAUUGGGGUGUUUUUAGUUUUAACUUUACUAAGUGAUGUUGCAUUGUAGAAGGAAAACGUCCAAGUUGUUGACUAUAAGGCUUAGAAUUUAUUCCAAUGACAUGGAUGGCGGAUUCUACAUUAACAUUGACCAGGUUAUGGUGGCAUUAUCUUCACUGUCACAAGGACUGAAAUUUCGUGAAGCAUUUUUACCAUUGAGAUAGAUAUGAGAAUUUAAUGUUUUUAGUAGGGUACAGCGUCUCGAAUAUGCUCGAGUUUCCUACCACUUAUCAUGGGCAACAUUUAGUUAUUCAACACUACUGACUCUAUACAUUUGUUAUCUAAAAGUUUGAUCGGCUUGUUGUGUAGAAAAGUAUAUAGUCAUGAUUGCGGUUGAUGUGAAAUCCUUUAAAAUGAGUGUCAGCGAUAAUUGUAUCGAAAGAUGUGGGAAGAAUGAAAUAAGUUCUUAUAGGAUGAAUACCAUUUUCCAGUUUUGUUGUGAUAUAUCCUGAUGGUUGGAACAAGGCUAUUCUAUUUUAGUUUUGAUCUCAUCCAUUCAUUUUUGUGGCUAAGGUUCAAAAAAGGACUCCUAAAAAAGAGGUGAUUGUUGAAACUUCUUAUUAUCUCAAUCCUGGAAACAUACGAAGUUACUUUUGGACUCCUUUUUGAACGUUGAUUAGACUGCCCUCUUGUUUUUUCCUUUUCUCUAAAGUGUUAUAGAAAUCCUUUUCGUUUUCUGUUGUUUCCUACAAAUCUGGUGUGUACAUAGUUUGUUUAUUGGCAUUGUGUGCAAAUCUGGUGCUUCGUGCGUUCUCUCUUCUAUCUCUUUUCUCCUGAAUAGAUUUUUCUUUUCUAUUAUUCUAGAUAUUGGCACGAGUUCAACAAUUUCCAGUUUCAGCUUAUAUCCCAUCAGGUAUGUUAGUUUUUUAUUUCAUAUGGAUUUUAUUCUGUUAAUGUUCUUGUCUAGUUUUUGAGGCAUUUUUCCAGAUUUUGUUUUCUUCAGGAUUUGCUAGUGACACUUGUAAUACCCAUUUUUAUUUUGACCUUCAUUCACUGCAUGGUUAAGAUUAUUGAUAUUUUCCUCAAGAUAGUUAUACGAAUGAAUUCGAGGAGAUAUUCGAAGAAAUUCAUGUUUUACUCCGCGCUAAUAUCUAUCCAGAAUGUGGUCCGUGGAAUUCAUUUCUUGGAAGCCCAACGUGGCGUAUGAAAACAUAAAUUUUACAGCAAAGUAUUGAUGAUAGAAGAUAAAAUAGAAGGCCAUGUGGUAAAUGGCGAAAUUUUCUGCAAUCACCUUCGGUGGGAGAGGAAGACGCUGAUAGCUGUGGCACAAAAAAAGAUACGUGUAAAAAAAUGGCAAGACACAAAAGGCAGCAGUUGUUUUCUCCAUCUCUUGUCGAGUCAUUUUCCAUUCAGUCGAUCAGAACUUUAAUACAUUAAGACGAUCUAAUUGUACAAACAUGAAAUCCUUGGAGCUCAAGCAUUGUGCUUAAUACAUGGGGCUGUGAGAAAAAUAUAGAUCAACGAGCUGAUGAAAUUUCUAGGCGAAGUGUGAUCAGAGGGCUCAGGAGCAAUCUGUUUGGGAUCCUAUCGCAGUCAUACUUGGUAAAGCGGAAAUAUUGUUCUUCAUUCCAUUUCCCAGAUCAAAAUGAUACAUAUAGUUAUGUUUUACUUUCGUUCGUUUCUCGUCUCCUCAACGAUUGUGCUACAAACCCAAAAUUGGUUGAACAUCUAGUAACAGUAUAAUUGAUGCCUGGUGAAUAAUCGACAUGAUACAUAGAGCUAUGUUGGGGGGCAAUAUCAGCAUAAAGACAGCAAGGAGAUUUCAGAGUUGGCAAUCCUAAUUACUUUAGAAAAUACUUGUCUUCUGAUUCAUAUGUGCUUGUUUUCUAAUAUUCACGAUUCGGUGCGUUGUUUAAGAAUCUUUCUGUUGAGUUGCUUGCGUGGACUAGAUAGUGUUGAGAUUCUUUUGUGUACCGUGAAAAAUUGUAUGACUAUGACGAAACAUACUGCUUGCUGCGGAAUUGUGGUUGAAUAGUGUCUAAGAGCAAUAGUUGUCACAUUAUCUCGGGCGCUUUAAUCUGUUUCCUUUUGCGGAGUUGUGGGAUGGCAUUUCAUCAAGUUCUAACUGAAGUUUUUUGAGUGACAGGAAGAGAGGGAUGCUAUUUUAGCUAAGAUAGAGGUUUCACAAGCACACCUUGAGUUGUUAAAGCGCACAAAUGUCCUGAAUGAUGCUUUUCCCAUUUGGCAUGACGGAGAAUUCGGAACCAUUAACAAUUUUCGCCUUGGCCGUCUUCCUAAAAUACCGGUACAGGCUGCAGGGUUAUGCUCUCACGGUCUUAUAAAUCUUUUUUUUUAUUGUUGUAAUCUUAUUCGUUUUGUGUUCAGUGCCUUCGUCUAUGUUUGUGUGAACUCAAGCCCAUCUGACUAGUGGUGUUCUUGAGUCGGAUGUCUUAUUAAUUUUCUAUUGCUUCUGAUUUAAGUUAAACUUGUUGUCCUCUUUGAACUUGAAGGUUGAAUGGGAUGAGAUAAAUGCUGCUUGGGGACAAUCCUGCCUUCUUCUACACACAAUGGCGCAGUAUUUUCGGCCAAAAUUUUCGUAUCCUUUUGUAGAAAUAAAUUUGAUAAUUCUUUUCUACCUAUUAACUCAUUUGCAUCGGUUUUGCACAAGGGCUGCAUAUUCUAAAUGAAAUAUACGUUUUCGUACAUCUUUCCUUUUGAUCCACUGCCAAUCUAAAUGAAUAUAUUGCGGUAGUUUUCUUCAUUUUCUUGUGAUAUAUAAUUGAUGCUGACAUAGGUCAAAGCACUCAGUGUUUGCUUUUUUGUGUGGAGAUUACUUUUGAAUUCCUAUAUACAUUCAAUAGAUAUCGAAUCAAAAUCAUUCCAAUGGGAAGUUAUCCCCGAAUAGUGGACGCCAACAACAACACAUAUGAACUGUAAGUGUCAACCAGAUAAUUGAAUUCUUUCGCUAAAUGAUCCCAUACCAGUGCGAGAGAAUGAGAGAGAACACGCGGAGAAUCCUAAGAUGACAGCCAGCUUCUAUCAGAUUCACUCUCUAGUCCAAAUCAAAGAGGAUUCUAAAGACUCAUGAACAUUCUAUUGAAUUCUAGUCAGCGAAGUAAAAAAUAUGGGCAGAACACUGGAUCAGAGAAUGCUCAGAGAUUCCUCAAAGGAGGAAUUUUACAUGUGAGACUAGAAUGUAUUACCCAUGAACGAACCCAUGGUGCUGGUCAAUAUCUGUGUCUCCUUCCACAACCACAACAUUCGUUCGAUGUCAUCCAAAGGGCUUGAGCUUUAGGUUGUGAUUAAUCAUUUCUCUGUAAGGGAGAAGCUCUUUUCUGAUCUUAUGCAUAAUCUCGUCCGGCUGAUGAGACUUCCAUGAUCGGUGGCUGAAGGAAACUUUCUGAUCUCAGGUUUGGCCCUGUGAACCUUUUCUGGAGCACGAGAUACGACAAAGCGAUGACAUUGUUCUUGACGUGCCUGAAAGAUUUCGCCGACUUUGCCAAUUCAAGGGACAAGGAAAAUAAUAUACCUCCUGAAAAAUGCUUCAAGCUCCCUUACAAGUAAGUUCUUGCUCGAUGCUCGAUGGCUAGAUACUUGUGAAUUGUGCAGCUAAUUGCUUUCAUACUAUCUUGAAACUACUUUGUAGAAUAGAGAAUGAUCGAGUGGAGAACUACACCAUCACCCAGAGCUUCAACAAGCAGGAGAACUGGACGAAGGCCCUGAAAUAUACUCUCUGCAACCUCAAGUGGGCACAGUACUGGUUCGUGGGAAACACCAACUUCCAGCCUCUCUCUGCCAUGGUCUCCUCUCAUGCGCAGGUUCCACCUAUCGACUCCUUAUACUCCAAAAAUGAUACAAGUUCCAAGAACUCGUCCUAG
Spirodela intermedia is the source of this 6790-nucleotide messenger RNA. Lineage: Eukaryota; Viridiplantae; Streptophyta; Magnoliopsida; Alismatales; Araceae. The record is from the annotation of a GenBank genome assembly.